GCGGGGGCCAAGUCAGGUCUGCUCCGCGCUGCCAGUCCCCUCGCGGCUGCUGCUGCUGUCAGACCGGCCGCUUCCUCGCCCGCCCCGCCGCCGCCAUGGCCGGGUACGAGUACGUGACCCCCGAGCAGCUGGGCGGCUUCGACAAGUACAAGUACAGUGCAGUGGACAGCAAUCCUCUCUCUCUCUACGUUAUGCACCCAUUCUGGAAUACUAUCGUGAAGAUUUUCCCUACCUGGUUGGCUCCAAAUCUGAUAACAUUUUCUGGCUUCCUGUUGCUUGUCUUCAACUUCUUCCUCAUGGCAUACUUUGAUCCUGAUUUUUAUGCUUCCGCACCUGAUCAUGAGCAUGUUCCAAAUCGAGUGUGGGUCAUGGUGGGUCUCCUCAACUUCGUGGCAUAUACACUUGAUGGUGUUGAUGGGAAGCAAGCGCGCCGAACAAACUCCAGCACUCCCUUGGGGGAGCUCUUUGACCACGGCCUGGACAGCUGGGCCUGCAUGUUCUUCGUAGUGACUGUUUACUCCACCUUUGGACGAGGAUCCAAUGGUGUCAGCGUCUUCGUUCUCUAUCUGCUCUUGUGGGUGGUUUUGUUUUCCUUCAUCCUCUCCCAUUGGGAGAAAUAUAACACAGGGAUUCUCUUCCUGCCCUGGGGAUAUGACAUCAGCCAGGUGACCAUUUCAGUUGUCUACAUAGUGACAGCGAUUGUGGGAGUUGAGGCCUGGUAUGCACCUUUCCUGUUUAAUUUCUUAUAUAGAGACCUAUUCACUGCAAUGAUUAUUGGGUGUGCACUCACAGUGACUGUGCCCAUGAGUUUGAUUAACUUUUACAAGGCCUAUAAAAGCAACACACUGAAGCACAGGUCAGUGUACGAAAUCAUGCUGCCGUUCUUCUCGCCAGCACUGCUGUUCAUCCUGUGCAUGAUCUGGAUCUUCAUGUCACCAUCAGACAUCCUGGAGGUCCAUCCCAGGCUCUUCUAUUUCAUGGUUGGAACAGCCUUCGCCAACAUUUCAUGCCAGCUGAUCGUGUGUCAGAUGAGUAGUACCCGGUGCCAGCCUCUCAACUGGAUGCUGCUGCCAUUAGCCCUGGUCAUCUUUGUGGUGAUCUCUGGAAUCGCACCACAUUGGGAAAAUCUUCUCCUAUACCUACUGACUGCUUUCAUCACCCUGGCGCACAUCCACUACGGAGUAGGAGUGGUAAGCCAGCUGAGCAAACAUUUCAACAUCCGACCUUUCUCGCUAAAGAAGCCCAGUAUGGAUUGACUAGAAGGGGAAGAAGAGAAAAUCAGCCUGCAGUCAGCACAAGUACUGUAAAUAACUGCUGCAAAUAGCUUGCACUUCAACCAUCACCACAGACCUACAUCGAUCUUCUGGACAGACACUGGGGCAGCGGGGGCUCAGCACCAGGGCUAGACCCCCGACUGCCAUUGAGAAAACACGCACCGCCCUAUGGUGAAACCAGGCAAGGGGAGUAGCCUUUCCAACUAUUCCUGUAUAUUAGAUUAGCCGAACGUCCUCAAGCCCUAACUCUGUUUGGGUAGAGCUGGCUUGGGGACGUGGAUGGCAUCACUCAGAACGCACGGUCACCCACAAUAACCUGGCAGCUGAGUUAGUAGCAAUGGCCUCCAGACAUCUGUAACGGAGACGUUUGAGCUGCAGGGCCAGUGAGGGACGUCCUCGUCGUACGCGAAGGCACAUGAGUCACGAACGCGGCUGUCUAGUGUUAGGUCAUCUGACAGGGUCUUUGUCCCUUGAUGCUAGUCUAGGGAGCAGUUCCCCAGCAUGUGCGCGCACACGUCCAUUCAUGCAGAAUGUUUGUUUAGAAGCUUCAAAUGAUCUUCCACUAGGACGACUUGGGGAUUGAGGGGUUUGACUAAGUGGUUACGGCAGCUUCCCCUUCUCCCCCCUCACGCCCCCUCCCCCGUUUUUCCAGCUUUGGGUAACUGGGACCAUAUCUUGACAGUAUUCUUGUUAACCAUACACUGGCCACGUGUUCUUUAAUCACGAGCCCAUGAAGGGAACUUGAGCUCUUAGCAGGAAUGGUUAUUUUGGGGUGGAGGGUGGCUUAUUACCGCCUGCAAGAGCUAAAAUAGCACAUGGCCAAGUUCUCCCUUCUGAUAAAUCAGUACAACCUCGUUUAAUAUCAGAGGGUUGGCUUGCAGGGGGAAGGGGAGUCGUUACAUGCUACAUGGAGCUUGUCCCAUUUCAGACUUGCUGUAGGCACUGCAAUUUGUGUGCACGUCCCCGGGAAGGGUGGGACAAUCUCUGUAUACGCAGUAUCACAGCUCCAGAUAACUGCACUGUGGCAAAUCCCACAGCUUGGAAAAACACCUGAAUAGUUCUUACAGCCGCUGACAUGCACAUACACUUGUGGAUAUUUUAUUUGGGGAAAAGUAGAGGUGAUUUUUUUUUUUAAAUUACCAUUUAAUUUAGGUCACAUCUGUCCUGAUGGCUAGGCCACACAUCUCAUCCAGCGAUAGCUUUCUGUUUGCCAUCUGCUAAGCCGGUAGCGUUCAGUGGUUUUAUUUUUUGUAAUUAAUUUAAUUGAGUCGUGGUGAAGACUGAGUGCUGAUUUUCUUUUCUGUUCAUUGUAUUUAAUGAAUAUUUGUGCUUGAAUGAAGAGUGCAGCCUAAACCCAGGCUCUGGACAGGCUGCACUCGGAAGUGGGCAAGCACAACGAAUGUUCAUAUAUAAUGUAUUGUGGGAACAAAUUCAUUCAUACCUGGGGAGUAGCUUGGUCAUGGUGUAUUCCUUCCCUGGGUGAAAAAUCUCCUGCUCUAGGAAAACUUAACUGUCAUUAUUAUUUAACGCUUUUCUUUUGUAAAUGUAAAUCAUUGUCAUGCAAGUUAUACAAAACAGAACGUCCAGAAGCCAGUUCACAGCAUUUAUUGUAAAUAGGUUGGUUUUAAUUUGAACUUGAAUUCUCACUGGGGUGUCCUGUACAGGAUCAUAGCUGAUGGAUAGAGGGACACCCUGCAAGACACAAGGGGAGAAUUUAAUUUCAAGCGGGAAAAUACCAUUACUGCUUCCAUCUCUAGGUGUUUCCCAUCUUGUUUUUUGGCUGUGGGGGUGAUUGGACUAAACACGUUGUAGUUGUUUUGUUAAUGUGUCAUGACUGUACAUCAGGAACUGGAGGAAGGUGUUAAUCUGGGAGAGGAAAAAACCUUUUAUUCCCCCUCAGAGCUUAUGAAAUAAGUAGCUUACUCUCUCAUAUAUAUAUAUUACUGACAUUGUACAGAAAAAGCUUAAGUGUACAGAGGAAUUGGGCUGUGCUUCAAUUUUUGAAACUCGUAACUGUUGAAUUAAAUAUAUAAUUAUGGGCAAAUUAACUUAAAUGAUAGUUGCACAAGAAACAUUAAGAAUUUGAAACCAGAUGUUGAAAAUGGGACACACAGUUUAACUCUCUGUGGAACGUUCUCC
Molecule: messenger RNA, 3413 nt
Organism: Mauremys mutica (yellowpond turtle)
Lineage: Eukaryota; Metazoa; Chordata; Testudines; Geoemydidae
Product: ethanolaminephosphotransferase 1-like
Exons: 10
Biological process (GO): phosphatidylethanolamine biosynthetic process
Cellular component (GO): Golgi apparatus; endoplasmic reticulum membrane
Molecular function (GO): ethanolaminephosphotransferase activity
Source: RefSeq, a predicted model, not a curated record